Messenger RNA from Sphaeramia orbicularis (orbiculate cardinalfish), 927 nucleotides. Its product is annotated as putative gustatory receptor clone PTE03. Gene Ontology annotation, cellular component: membrane. Gene Ontology annotation, biological process: G protein-coupled receptor signaling pathway; detection of chemical stimulus involved in sensory perception of smell. Gene Ontology annotation, molecular function: G protein-coupled receptor activity; odorant binding; olfactory receptor activity. Lineage: Eukaryota; Metazoa; Chordata; Actinopteri; Kurtiformes; Apogonidae. The transcript has a single exon. The record is from RefSeq and is a predicted model, not a curated record. The coding region runs from base 1 to 927 and encodes 308 amino acids.
AUGGAAAAUCUGACUUUAAAUUUGGACCUCCUUAUCCUGGCGGGGUUAAAGGUCACCCCCCAGUCGUCCACCCCCGCCUUCAUCCUCCUCCUCCUCGUCUACAUCAUCGUCAUGGUUUCCAACAUGGGCCUGGUGGUGCUGAUCUUCAGGAGCAGGAGCCUCCAUCAGCCCAUGUACCUGCUCUUCUGUAACCUCAUGAUUAACCAUGCAUUUGGAGCCACAGUAAUAAUCCCUCAUAUACUCAAAGAUAUUAUUAUCUCGCCGUCAAAGCGACACAUUUACUACAUAAACUGCGUGGCUCAGGCUUUUUGCGCCCACUUCCAUGGGACUGCAUCUUACACUGUGCUCACGAUCAUGGCCUUUGACCGAUACGUGGCCAUCUGUAACCCUCUACGCUACGCCUCCAUUAUGACCAACAGGAUGGUGGUGAAGCUGUCAGUGGCAGCGUGGGGGUCUGCUUUAGUGAUGGUGGCCAUCCUCCUGGGCCUCACCAUUCGCCUUUCACGCUGCAGGAGGACCCUCCCCAACCUGUUCUGUGAUAAUGCUUCCUUAUUCAGUCUUUCCUGUGAAAGUGUCCUCAUCAACAACAUCUAUGGUCUUACGUACACCAUCCUCCUGCUCGGCUCUUCCAUCGGCAGCAUCACACUCACCUACCUGAAAAUCGUGGCAGUGUGUAUGCGCAGGAAAAACAAAGCUCUGAACAGGAAAGCGCUGCAGACCUGUGCUUCCCACCUGGCUGCGUGCCUCCUCCUGCUGGUGAUGGCCUUCAUCAUUAUUAUCCUACACAGAUUCCCUCAUUUGUCCGACUACAGGAAGAUGGUGCCUAUUCUGGGACACGCUACUAUGCCGAUUGUGAAUGCAAUGACAUACGGCGUACAGAUAAAAGCAGUCAGACAGACCAUUAAGAAUGUUUUACAUAUCAAAUAA